CCUCUGUGCGUGGAAGGAGAUAGCCGGAGAGGGAUGCGUGUGUGUGUGUGUGUGUGUGCACGUGUGUGUGAGCGAUACAGACAGAAAGCAACAGAGGAAAUAUCAGUGUCCAUCAGGGCUUGAAAAGAGAGAGAUAGACAGACACACAGACAGAGAGAGAGAGAGACAGAGAGAGAGAGAGAGAGAGAGAGAGAAUAUUGAAAAAAAAAAAACAUUUCUUAUUGUGUUGUGGAUGUGAAUUUACAAAGAGCCCAACCACUUUGGCUCUCACUCUGAGCGGACUUAACGAGACCCGGACGAGCUCCUGGAGCCGUGCGUGGAGGAGUGGAGACGAGGAGGGCAGUGGGAUUUAGAGUGCCAGGGAUGACAGGAGGGCAUCAGGAGAGCUGGCAGGCAGGAGCCCGUCUCAUAUAAGAGGCCUCUGAGGUGAUUGUCCGCUCCACCACUAAGACUGCCCAAGAGCUCCCAGACACAGCGGUCAGAGAGGCCAAAGGUUUGCUGCUGAGCCAAUCCGAGACAACGCCAAGACUGGCGGGAUCCAAUCCGAAGAGAGCGAUGUUGAAGCAAGGCGAGGGGGUGUGUCUGGCAACAUGGCCACUCCUCUUGCUCUUCCUGAGGAUCGUAUCAUCCAUCGAAGUUCCGCUUGAUCCAAAGAUCCAGCAAGACAUGAAGCAACCUCCUACCAUUGUGAAACAGUCUCCAAAGGACUACAUUGUAGACCCUCGAGAUAACAUCAUCAUUGAAUGUGAGGCCAAGGGGAACCCGCCACCAACGUUCAUGUGGCAGCGGAAUUUGCGGUUCUUCAACGUGGGCAAAGUGCAGCACGUGACGCAGCGGAAGCCUUCGGGCACCCUGGAGAUCUCCUUCCGCAACGGUGGCCGGCCUGAGGACUACGAGGGCGAGUACCAGUGCUUCGCCUCCAACGACUUUGGCACAGCGAUGUCCAAUAAGAUCCUGCUGCGAGUCUCCAAGUCUCCACUGUGGCCGAAAGAGGUCCUGGAGCCCAUUGUGGUGACGGAGGGUAGCUCGCUGGUGCUGCCCUGCAACCCGCCGCCUGGCCUGCCCCCACCCAACACCUUUUGGAUGAACAGCGGCAUGAUGCCUAUCCGACAGGACGCUCGUGUGUCCAUGGGGCUCAACGGGGACCUGUACUUUUCCAGCGUCCUGUCCAAGGACACCAGCACCGACUACAGCUGCAACGCCCGCUUCCUCUUCACCCACACCAUCCAGCAGAAGAACCCCUACUCCCUCAAAGUGCACACCAAGCAACCUGACAAUAAUUCCUCCUCUUUCAACUUGACUGACCUGUAUGACGCCCGUCACCUGCCCGAAACAGCGCCCAGCUUCCUGACGCCCUCUGGGCUGGUCAGCUCCAAGAUGGUGCUCCGCGGGGAACAGCUGCUGCUGGAGUGUAUCGCCGCUGGAGUACCCACUCCCAGUAUUAAGUGGUUCAAGAAGGGCGGCGACCUACCAAUGAGGAGGGUCAAGCUGGAGAGCUUCAACAAGACGCUGCGCAUCAUCAAUGUGUCAGAGGAGGACUCAGGCGACUACAUCUGCAUGGCCAACAACAAGAUCGCCAGCAUCCAGCAUACGAUAGUCGUGCAGGUCAAAGCUGCUCCAUACUGGCUGGACAAGCCACAGAACCUUGUCCUUGCUCCAGACGAGAAUGGACGCAUGACUUGCAUCGCCCACGGCAACCCAAAGCCCACAAUCCAAUGGCUGGUGAACGGGGAGCCUAUAGAGAUGUCUCUAGCAAACCCGAGUCGAGAGGUGGAGGGCGACACCAUCAUAUUCCGCCGGGUGUUGAUGGGAGGCAGUGCCGUGUACCAGUGCAACGCCUCCAAUGAGCACGGCUACCUGCUGGCCAACGCCUUCGUCAACAUUCUGGACAUGGCGCCGCGGAUGCUCGGACCCAAGAACCAGCUGAUCAAAGUCAUCAAGAACCAAUUAACCUUCCUGGACUGCCCUUACUUUGGCUCACCGAUUCCCACCCUGCGCUGGUUCAAGAAUGGUCUGGGCAGCGGGCUAGACGGCGGACACUACCGGGUCUACAUCAACGGCUCUCUGGAGAUCAAACGGGCACUAGCGGAGGACCAGGGCACAUAUACCUGCGUGGCCAGCAGCAUCCUGGGCAAGGCUGAGAACCAGGUCCGCCUGGAGGUCAAAGAGCCCACCCGCAUAGUGAGAGCCCCUGAACAUGUGUCCUCUACUCGGGGAAGCUCGGUUCGCUUCAACUGCCGCAUCAGCCACGACCCCACCCUUAACAUUCAUGUCAACUGGUUGAAGAAUGACCAGCCAUUCAGCUACGGAUGGAGGAUUACGAAGGAUGAAGAGUCUCUGACCAUAACCAACAUCAACGAGGGAGACCAGGGCACCUACACCUGUCUGGUCAAGACUGAGAUAGAUGAGGACGUGGCCUCGGCACGCCUUACUGUUCUUGAGGAGGAAUCCUUGUCUCCCUCCAAUCGUAGUCCCAUGCAAGCAGACCGGCCAGAGUCUCCCAAAGAUCUGGAGCUUUCGGACCUGCUCGCUCGCAGCGUCCGGCUCACAUGGGUACCUGGAGAUAGCAACAAUAGCCCCAUCACAGAGUUCCUGGUUCAGUUUGAGGAGAACCGCUGGGAGCCGGGCAAGUGGCAGAACCUGUCCAGUCACCCGGGCAACGUGAACUCGGUGCUGCUGGAGCUGUCCCCAUUCGUCAACUACCAGUUUCGGGUGAUCGCUAUCAACAGCGUGGGCCAGAGCCAGCCCAGCAGGCCCUCCCUGCGCUACCAGACCAGCGGAGCACCUCCAGAUAUUGCUCCUGAGGACAUCAAAGGCAUGGGCUCCAAGAAGAACAAUAUGGAGAUCACCUGGAAGCCCCUCUCUGACAUUCAGAGGAAUGCCCCCAAUAUUGUUUAUGAGGUUUCAUGGAAGAAGAAGGACACAGAGGAGUGGAACAUCGUCAACACCACCCAAGCCAAAUAUGUGGUUCACGACACGGAGACCUACGAGCCUUUCCACAUCAAGGUCCAGGCCAUCAACGACUUCGGCCAAGGCCCAGAGUCUGGGAUGGUGCUGGGCUACUCUGGCGAGGACUAUCCUUCUGCAGCCCCAGCCCACCUGAACGUGUCAAAGAUUGACAGCACCAAAGUCAACAUGCAUUGGGACCCUGUAGACCCGAGCACCGUCCAUGGGGAGUUCAAGGAAUACAGGUUGUACUACUGGAGGGAGAGCAGCCUGGUGAAGGGCCUGAAGGUCAACAAGGAUAAGAAGACCAAGGGCUUCUUCAGUUCGUCCGGCACGGGCAUCCUCACCGACCUGGUGCCCUUCAGCCUGUACAAGAUGUACAUGGUGGUGGCCAACAGCCGCUAUGAGGGCCCACCCAGCAACACGGUGGAGUUCAAGACCAGACAAGGAAUUCCAGAUGCGCCCAGGUUCUUCAAGAUCGUCCGGAGGAGCUCCAACACCAUUCACCUGCAGUGGGACAAGCCUCUGGAGCCCAAUGGGAACCUAAGCGGGUACACGUUGAAGUUCUUCACCGUGAAUGGGACACAGGUGGGCAAAGAGCAGGUGAAGAGCUUCCACCCCAACGUGACAUCGUUCGACUUGCACGUUCCUGACCGCCACACACGCUACAAGUUCUUCCUGGCGGCCUUCACGCCGGCAGGGUCAGGGGAGGUCAGCUCCGACGAGUCGCCAAACUUCUCCAACGAAGAACUAUAUACCAGCUCAGUUGAGCUCACAGAUGACGUGGUGGCUACAACUGUUCCCGUACCAGUUCCCACUACCAUCCCAACAACAACUACAACCAUUAGUACCUCAACAACUACAACAAUUAGUACCUCAACAACUACAACCGUUAGCACCUCAACAACACCCCACGCCCGCAUGGUCCCAAAAGUACUGGCCACCCCUCGGGAGAUCUGGAAUCUGACGGUGGAGCCUAACAGUAACUAUGCUAACGUCAGCUGGGAUCACAACUUCCAUGCCGACAACAGCGAGUUUGUGCUAGAGUACACCCUGCAAAGUAACAAGACAGUGAAGACAGUGGCCGUUAAGCACAAGUCCCACAUUAGGUUGGCGGGUCUGGUGGAGGGGGCCAAAUAUCAGCUAAGGGUCUUCUCACUCGUGCAAAACCACAUCAGCAGCCCGUACGUCACCUUCGAGACCAGUCGAGCGAUCACAACGGACAGCGUGGACAUCGCCACGCAGGGCUGGUUUAUUGGCCUGAUGUGUGCCAUCGCCCUCAUCAUCCUCAUCCUUCUCAUCGUUUGCUUCAUCAAGAGGAGUCGAGGAGGAAAGUAUCCAGUGAGGGAUAAAAAAGACCUCCCUCUAGAUGCCGUCGAUCAUAAGGACCAGGACGGAUCCUUUGACUACCAAAACGAGAACAGUCAGCAAAGCAAAGAAGAAGAAGAUGAUGAAAAUGGCAGUGACGAGGACAACAAGCCGCUGCAGGGUAGUCAGACGUCGCUGGACGGGAAUGUGAAGGAGAGCGAUGACAGCUUGGUGGACUACGGCGAGGGCGGCGACGGCCAGUUCAACGAGGACGGCUCCUUCAUCGGCCAGUACACCGUUAAGAAGGACAAGGAAGAGACGGAGGGCAAUGAGAGCUCAGAGGCCACCUCCCCCGUUAACGCUAUCUACUCCCUGGCAUAGCCCCACCCCCCCACCCCCCCUCCCCCCCUGCCUGCUCAGGGCGACUCCUAGUGGACACAGGGUGCUAUCACACACAAAACACGUAAAAUAGAGAGAGAAAUAUUAAUUCAGUCACACAUGCGUGUGGGGGGUGGGGGGGUGGGGGGGAGUGACGCUUCUUCAGUAGUGGGUCACUGUGGGGGGGUGCAGGAUACAGUAGCACCGAUGGUCAACCAGACAAACAGAAAAGGACGAAAAAGGACAACGGCCUACCAUCUUGGGGCUGGAGAAAAAAAUAAACAAUUUGGGGAAGAACAACAAGAAAAGGAUUGCUGAGGCAACGUCAGAGCAGCACCUGCCUCCUUCCUUCUCCCUGGGCCCCCUCUCCCCUCCCCCCGCUCCAAACACACACUGACUCCGAGCGAGCUUCAGCGGGGUGGGAUAGAAGCCGAGAGGACGUCCUAAUUUCAAGCUUUGUGGCUUAAGCAUUAAUUUGAUUUGAGUUUGUUUUUUGUUGUUGUUCCCCCCCCCCCCAAGAAAUCCUGCUUCAAAUCCCCCCCACCCCCCACCCCCUGCUCACCUGCCCCUCUUUUGCAAUAAAGACAACUACGCAACCCAGAAGCCCUUAGUGACAUAUCAGCAGUGGGCAAGCGGAAGGACAGCAUGUGGGCAGAUAUGUUUAUCAUAUUGAUAUUUCUGCACUGAGAGAUUUGUUUUGUUUUUGUUUAUCCGGUUGGGCUUCUGGUGAUGGAUUAUGUUCAUAAAUAUACAUGAAUGCUGUAGAAAAAGAAUAAAAAAAGAAACAGUGCUGGCACACCCUUUUUUCCUGUGCCCUGCAAAAACUAUGCACUAUAUAUUCACUAUAUAUGUCAUGUUUUUGUGGGUCUAUGGGGUUUAAAGAAUCACCUGUUCUUUUCCCCACUACUGUUGACUCCAUUCCCCCUGCCUUAGAUCACUGUUCAUUUUGUGUUAGCAUCUUAUGGAGACAUUUUAUGAACACGGCGAACGCAGUGUUUUUUUCUGGUUCGCAAAAGGUUAUAUCUAUAACCACUGACACAAAACUUCUUCUCAGACAGAGAAAAAAUGGUCUGACUUGUAAAUGACUAAAAGAUGUAUUAUUUUGAAGCAUGUUAGUAUAUUAGUGCAAAAGACAAUGAACGGUCAGGCAAGAGGAGCGUGCUUUAGCCCAAAUGGCGUGUUCACAUACUCAAAUGCUAAAUUCAAAUGCGUCUGUGAUUGUUGUUCUAAAAACAGCCCCUUAACUCUGGGUCUGUCUCCUCUGUUCUAUUUCAGACCUUUGUUCACACUGCAAGUUUGGUUGACAUCCAGGAGCCUUAGGCAUAAGCAUUGCAUUGUGUGCUCAAUGUUCGGUCCGCAGUGUUGCUAGGUGAAGAAAAAGGCUUUGUGAUAAAAAAAAAGAAAAAGCAAUUGUUGGAAUCAGAUUUGUUGUCAUAUUUCUGUCCAAAUAUUUUUAGGGGAGAAUAUUUAUGUAAUGAACUAUCUUUCACUAUUUAGGGGAAAAGGGUUUUGAAGUAAUGUGAUAAGUUACACACGUGUUGACUGAACAACCAUUUAGAGGAUGACUUGAAACACAUACGACACAAAAACACUGGGUUGCUUGUGCUCCUUUGAUGUCAAGAUACACAUAUGGACAGGUCCCAAACACACCCUCCCGCCAGACACAGGAAUUCUCUAGAGUGGGGUGAAAGCACAGGGAUGUUGACGUAACUAUGGUAACUUGCAACAAUCCAUCAAAUGAUAUCCCGCUUCCCCAUCAAGAGCACCUCUCAUCCUCUCUCUCACCCAAUUUCCUUAGAGCUGGAACUGAAAUGACAGUUUGUAUAUUUGUGUUUAUUUUUAUUUAUAACAUAAUAGAAUUUUAUUAAUAUUUAAUUGAUCGAAUUUCGAAUUUGGAUAUAUUGCCACUGCAGAGAGCUACAAACACACCAAUAGCAUCCAAGAAUGGCUCAGUUUAAUAUAGCCUUUUAUCAAAUAACUGUUGAAGGCUAGAGUUGUUUUCUUUUUCUUGCAGUGAAACUAAUGCCACUCACUGUCACAGUGAAAAUGUUUUAUCCGUUUAUUCUGCUGCUCUUCUAGUAUUAUUGUUGUAUUACUGUUAUUACGUGUUAAUAUUUAGAAUUUAUUUAAUAUAACUUUUACACAACACAGAAAAAUGAUAUAUUGUUUAUUUAUUUAACAUAAAUUAAGACCCAAAAGAUGUCCUGUUUAAUUCUAUGUAAAUAUUUAUGUAGGCUGUUGUAGGCUAGGUGCAUAAGCGGAGGGAUGCUCUUGACAUUGGCGAGUCCAGCAAGGCAGACCUCGCCGAGACAGCCACACCCGGGAAUGGCCCAGGGCUUUGUUUCUACUGUCCAAUCCUUACACAGAUUUGUGUCCUUGUUCUCACAUCCGAGCUCUUUCCCACUCUCUUUCAAACAAGAGCCUGUGAGGGAUGUUUGCUGGCAAUGUAAAUAGCAAAUACUCUAGUCACUGUAAAGUAGCAUUCUAGCCACACCCACUAAAGAGGACGGAAGUGCCCACAUGUUUUUUUUUUUUCUUCCUCGACCGUGUCUUUCUGAGGCCCUCGUGUCUUUCCUGAGGCCCUCUGCCUUCCACCUGCCAGCCUGACGCCACCCUCCAAUGACUUCUACAUGUACCUCCAGCUGGUCAGCUUAUAGGAUGUCUCACGUGCUACUGUCACACCUGCAACAACAAACUGUGUUGCAGAAACGCUCCCAGACCUCAGUCAUAUACCAUACUUUCAACUGUUGCCACUAUGAACCUUGUGACGUUCUCUUUUGUUCUUCUCUGGUGAGUCUGUGAAUGUUGUCCCUCCUGUUAUGUCCUUCAGGGGGCACUCGGGCACCAAGGCAUGGUGCCACAUGUGGUCAUAAUCCAUAAUACGCAGAGGAGCAUCACUAAUAAUAGCAAAAUAAAAUGUCAUCAUCCUCACAUAACCCUCCUUAAAUCCUAGUGCAUUCAAGGUUGAUGGAAUUCUCAGUGGAAUUCUUUUCAAAUAUGCAUCCAAGCUUUGGCCUCUUUCUGUGACGUGGUUAGGCUUGAUGAUGUCCGUGUUCUUCACUUGUUCUCCAGUGGACAUGAUUCAACAUGUGGAUAACCUCAACAUCUGUUGAGCAGGAGCUGUGUCUUUUGCUGUGUUCUCCACUGGUGGAUUCUUUCAAACGUGUAUUCAUAACAUCAUUGUAAAUGUUUAUUUUUUUUUCUUAUGAUUACGCUGAGUUCAUUUUUGCAAAACUAGGAUGUACACAAGUAGGCCACAUACUCCAUCACAAAGUCUGAGUGUUUUUAUGCAUUAACAGCGACGUUGGGCUCUUUUUUCAACUUUAUUUGUAAGGAUUUCUGUUUCACAUUUUUACCGUCAAGUGUGUGGGAACAGCUUUUGAAGUACUGCUUCUUGGGCAACCAGUGUUUGUAUGUUAUGUCAAAGCUAAGUAAAUGGCAUAUUACCAUAUUCACCAUGUAUGCGUGUAUGAUGAGAUGCUGCAACUUGCUAGAAACGCCUUUCUUUAUAGUAAAGCUAUGUCAUUUUCUCUAAA
Molecule: messenger RNA, 8168 nt
Organism: Alosa sapidissima (American shad)
Lineage: Eukaryota; Metazoa; Chordata; Actinopteri; Clupeiformes; Clupeidae
Gene: nfasca
Product: neurofascin homolog (chicken) a
Exons: 35
Coding region: 556-4635 (1359 amino acids)
Biological process (GO): cell-cell adhesion; brain development
Molecular function (GO): cell-cell adhesion mediator activity
Source: RefSeq, a predicted model, not a curated record